AUGGUUGGGGGCUUUGGAUCGAAGACCGUGCUCAUGGAUUGGAGUCUUGUCAAGACGAACACAAAGUCUCAGCGACAAUGUGGUGUGAGGGCUGACCACGACCAUAUCUGUUGUAUCAAGUCCAAUAGCCACAAGAUGGUAGUAGUGACGGAGUUCGUUCGCCACAUUGCCCAGCAGACCCGCGACAUGAUCGAGAAGGAAACAAGACAAGGCAAGAGCCGACUAGGUCAUAGUUUUGAUGUGUCCCUAAUUGACCAUUUAAUAGUUGAUAAGCCCGCUUUUCAAGUCCAGGAAGCAAUGCCUGCCCGUGCUCAGUCAAUACCACGUCAAACUCACGGCUUAAAUUCACAAGAUUUUGCGCACAAUGACUCGACGGUGUCCAUUUUCGAUAUUACCCUGUCUCUCGCAGAUUUCUCUGUCAAGAAGAAUAAUAAUCCACUUCCAUGCCACAUAAUGCCUUUGAGCAAAAAUCACGGGCCGUUCUUUGGUAGGAAAGCUAUCCUUGAGGCUUUGGACAAGGCCCUUGCACCCACUUCGUAUCUUGUGGGCGAGAACCCAGAUGUUGACCUCAGCAACUUGAAGACUGUUGUGAUUUGUGGACCAGGGGGAAUCGGCAAGACACAGUUGGCUUCUCAAUUUGCUCACCGACACACAAAAUAUUUUGACGCGAUCUUUUGGGUGCAUGCCGACGAAUCGUCCAAAAUUGCGCAUGACUUCACCCAAAUAGCCUUCAGCCUGGGCUUAGUGGCUGAUGAAAAUAGUAUGGAAGCUAGGGAUCAAGUUCUAACACGAGAACUCGUUCUCGGAUCACCUGCUUCAGUGCUUAUAACAAGUCGUGAUCCAAUUUUCAAAACCCAUACAUAUGCCGGGGAGGGCCUACAGUCAGACAUUACGCUGCCCUCGUCCGACGAAGACGAGGCAAUGGAGUACCUCUUGAAGCUGACACAUCGCGAAAAGGAACUCAAGAGCACGAGUCCGGAAAGGCUACUCUUGAACUCAGGGAGAAACCGCUCGAACUAUAAUCAUACCACCGCAACAGUUUGGGCACUCCAGGAUUUGGAAGAAAAAGAAGGCUACCCAAGAGACGAGAUGGAGUACCAAGACGCCAGAACCGAGCUCCUAACAUCUUCGCUCAUCACCAGAGACAGAAAUGAGAAGAAGAUCUUCAUGCAUAGACUUAUUCAAGACGCAGCUCGGGCUUCUGUAACGGACGAGCAGUUAAACCGGGCGUUUGGCUUUACGCUAUGCCAGCUAUCGGCUGCAUGGCCCUACUAGGAUUUUGGCUUCGGCAAUAAGCAGUCGAGAUGGGCGCUGUGCAAUGAACUCCAUCGUCACGUUCAGAGAAUG
Mollisia scopiformis is the source of this 1347-nucleotide messenger RNA. RefSeq lists its product as uncharacterized. Gene Ontology annotation, molecular function: ADP binding. The coding region runs from base 1 to 1275 and encodes 424 amino acids. Lineage: Eukaryota; Fungi; Ascomycota; Leotiomycetes; Helotiales; Mollisiaceae. The transcript has 6 exons. The record is from RefSeq and is a predicted model, not a curated record.